AUGAUUUAAUCUAGUCUUGCAAUAAUUCUUUAUCUGAAUUGUAUGAUAAGGGUUUUUGGAAUUCAAGAAACGAUAUCAACUUCAUUUACAGAAAGCACGUUUUCUGAUGCUGAUGGUUGGGUUGUAAUUGGAGCUGAGCCAUAAAUCACAUAAUGUUAAGGCAAAACAUUAUUUGGUGGUUAUAAUGCUUUUGGAUUUUAAACAAGCGUUACAAAGACUAUUGCACUUCCACCUCAUUAUUAGUUGACAAUGGUAUUGGAAUUUUGCAAUAUCGAUACCUUGGAGUUUGAAUCUUUUCAUGUAUAUUUUGAUCAGAAUCUUCAACCGGACUUAUUAUUAGUUAAAAAUCAAAAUCAUUUAAUGUGUGGGGAAGAGACAGUGGGAGACAAAUGCACUAUUUUAAAUUAUACUUAAGUUCAUUCAAGUCCUACAGUCGUAAUUGUGCUCACGACUUCUGGGGGUAAACCAGUUAGUUAGUAAUCUUGGGGAAUUAGAGAUGUCUAUAUAUAUGUUGAGAAAUGUCCAGAUGGAUGCUUACUCUGCAAAGCUACUGAUUAUUUAACUAUUUAAUGUUUAGUUUGGUCGGUAUUAUAUAGAAGUUGGACCUAACUAAAUAUAAAUUAAAUAUCAUCAGAUGGUUGGAAUGUAAAUUUGGGAAUUGCUGAGGCAACAUAAUGUGGAUCUACGGCCUUAUUUGGCGGUUAUCUGAAGACAGGAGCAGGUACAGUUAUAAGUCAGUCUUUUAUUAACAUCCCACAACAUGACAAAUUGAAGAUUUAAUUUUUGUGGAUGAAAACAGAUUUUUGGCAAUCGAAUUAGGCAUAAAUGUUAGUAGAUGAUGACUUGGUUUGGUAAAAAGCAUUUUCUAAAGGUGAUGGUUACGAUUGGUUAAUUUGUGGGAAUCAAUUUAAAACAUAGUUUUAUAGAGUUGAAUU
Paramecium tetraurelia is the source of this 935-nucleotide messenger RNA. RefSeq lists its product as uncharacterized. The annotation marks the transcript as partial. The record is from RefSeq and is a predicted model, not a curated record. The transcript is spliced from 5 exons. Lineage: Eukaryota; Ciliophora; Oligohymenophorea; Peniculida; Parameciidae.